AUGACAUUAGAAAGGAACAUUCUUCCAGAAUACAAUGCUACUGACGGGCCGGCCAUGACAACCAAAACUGCUGUGUUAGAUAUUCCUAAAAAGGAUGAACCUAUUAAUAGCCGGAACAGCCCAAGUACACUUAAUGUGCUUACAACAAGCACGGACUUGGAGUUCUCCAACAGUAUGUUACAGCUGGAGCACCUCAGCCUUACCGACAAGUCCUCCUCCAGCAGUACACCUACAGCGUCACCAAAGUCGGCACCAGUUACGCCCACUCAUGACACCACCAAUGGUGUAGAUGUAGGUUACAGAGAUGGCAGCCAGCGCAGCUUUUUUGAGGGCUUGCUGGGGUGUCUGCGCCCCGUGUGGACAAUUAUUGGGAAGGCAGCUGCUGCUGAACUAAAACAGCAAGAUGACUGGGAAACUCCUUUUGAGAAUAUUACAGACCUUCAGUGGUUAGGCAGUGGGGCACAAGGAGCUGUUUUUCUGGGCAAGCUUAAUUCGGAGGAAGUAGCGGUCAAAAAAGUUAGAGAUGUAAAAGAAACUGAUAUAAAAAAUCUUCGCAAAUUAAAUCAUCCUAAUAUAAUCUCAUUCAAAGGAGUAUGCACUCAGGCACCAUGUUUUUGCAUUAUCAUGGAAUAUUGUCCUUAUGGGCAGUUGUAUGAAAUUCUUCGUGAUGGCAAAGAAAUUCCUCCUGCACUCAUUCUAGAUUGGUCAAAACAAAUUGCCAGUGGUAUGAACUACCUACAUUCUCACAAAAUAAUUCAUAGGGAUCUCAAAUCACCAAAUGUUCUUGUUGCGAAGAAUGACAUCGUUAAAAUUUCUGAUUUUGGAACUAGUCGAGAAUGGAAUGAAAAAAGCACCAAAAUGUCAUUCGCUGGCACUGUGGCCUGGAUGGCACCAGAGGUUAUCAGAAAUGAGCCUUGUUCUGAGAAAGUAGAUAUCUGGUCAUUUGGUGUUGUUUUAUGGGAGUUACUGACAGGAGAAAUCCCUUACAGGGAUGUUGAUUCUUCUGCAAUUAUUUGGGGAGUUGGCAGCAAUAGCCUUCACUUACCAGUGCCAUCGACAUGUCCAGAGGGAUUCCAGCAGUUAUUAAAACAAUGUUGGAGAGCCAAAGCUCGUAAUCGAAUGUCUUUCCGGCAAAUAUUAAUGCAUCUUGAAAUUGCAUCUCCAGAACUUUUGAAUUUUAAUAGAGAAGAUUUCAAAGAAGCUCAGAUAUUUUGGAGAGAAGAAAUUGCAGAGCAACUACAAAAGUUUCGGAGUAAAGGUUCCCAUAUACCACAGCUUGAAGAAGAACUGGUUCGGCGCAGAAAAGAAGAGCUCAGACAUGCCCAGGAUGUCCGAGAGCAUUAUGAACGGAAACUGGAACGGGCAAAUAAUUUAUAUAUGGAACUUACUGCUUGCAUGUUACAACUUGAAAAGCGAGAAAGAGAACUCAUCAAGAGAGAACAGCAGUUGGCUAUAUAUGCUAAGCGGAGGAAGAGUAUAAUCAGACCUGUGAUCAAAGCACAAGAACGUCUUGAAAGGCUGGGCAAGAAACGAGCCUAUAAGUCAGGAUCUGAACCCACAAGUCUCCAAGAGGCAGCAGCAGCGGAAGUCGAUCCUGAUUCCCAAAAUAAAGAAGGUAGCAUGACAACCAGCUCUGAGCAUGUUCUCCCAUCACCAACUAAAGUUCGAGUUCGUAAAAGUCGUCACCGUCGUAAUAAUAGUAAAGGAUCCAUUACCACAUCUACCUCCAGUCCUAAUAAAAGUCCAACUACAGCUAAAAGCCCAACAAAGGAUGCCCUACAUGAAGAGUUGCAAUCAAAAGCAAUAACUCUACGUCAUGUUGACCCAUCAGAAGUGAGUCAGACCACAUACAAAUACUUGGGACCUAAUAUGACCCUUCGGGAAGGUCAGCUGUCUGUGUGUAAUGAAACUGUAGUAAACAGCCUUAUUGUUAGUCAUAACCUGGAAAACCAUAACUUAAACGAUGUCUGUUUUUGUUCUGAUGGUGGCUGCAGUGAUGCUGCAACAUGUAGCAGCAGCAAACGAUCUAGCCGAGCAAGUGCAGAUGUAGAAAGCACUUGUGACUCUCCUUGCAACAGCCCCACCCACAUAAGCUGUGGCUCACGUACCCACAGCCUUAAACUGAUCACGAUUGAGGAUGAAAACAACAAAAACCAGACACAACCCACCAGAGAUAGAGACUCAAAUGAAAACUUGCAUUGUCCAGUCGAGCCAGACUCUGUUCCCCUCAUGCAAGACAUAGAGCAGCCAACUACCAGCAAGCCAGACAGUCUCUCAGCAAAUAUAUCACUAAAGCGCACAAGAAGCGAUGCUGAGAUUACUCCAAAGAUAUCAAAUACACAACGGCAUGAAAGCAGCAUGGAGUCAACAGAAGAAGCAACAGAGGUUGUACAGAUUAGAAAUAUUAAGCAUUCUGAAGAUUCUUGGUCUGAGGAAGAAGGAGAAGUCAGUGAGGAUGAUGUACGACAGACUAGAACCAGACAAUCCUAUUCCACAUUAAGUUCUGAAGGAGCUUUUUCCGAAGAGGAGAACACCAGUGAACAUUCCACAAGAUACACUCCCGAUGGUCUGUUAUCAACUAACAGUUCUGAGAACUUACAGUUGGAAUUGGCUCGAUGUGUUUCAGAUGAACUUUCUGAUAAAGAAAUGAAAAUGAAACAAAUGAAGAAUCAGGUCUCUUUCUCUCCUGAACGGAUUUUUGAGGCCCACAAUUCGGAUUCUAGUUCAGAUUCUGAUGAAUGCUCUGACAUUACUGUCUCUACAACAGUCCAUCGUUCUCGGUCUUUUGAGACAAGUGGUUGGUAG
Molecule: messenger RNA, 2805 nt
Organism: Acanthosepion pharaonis
Lineage: Eukaryota; Metazoa; Mollusca; Cephalopoda; Sepiida; Sepiidae
Source: the annotation of a GenBank genome assembly